AGAAAGAAAAUAGACAUGUGCAAUAAUUUCCUCCUUCCCUCUUAUUAUUCUUUUCUUCUUCUUCUUCGUCAUUUUUCCCUUUGUAGCGUCAAAGAAUGAUUGAAAAUUGAAAUUAAAGGGAAAGUGAAUAGUAAAUAGCCCCCUCCUGUUGAUUGUUUGAUUGAUUUUCAAAGCUGUAAUAUCGAAUUUCACUCCGCAACAGUAGUAGAGACUACUCAUCUCUUGCUUGGCCUCAUUAGAACUUGAAUCUCUUAUAAGAGAGCCACCUAACCAUCUUGAUCAUUGUUACAUUUUUUGAUUACAAAGUAAUAUGAUGAUUUGCUUUUGAUUGUUGACAAUCUAACUAUACUUCACAUGGUACCAUUUAUUUGAUCUAAGCAAUUGCAGUCACAGUUACUCCCUUGGUCACCUAGCUUCGGUUUAUGAACAGAGGGUGAUGGCAUCUUUAACCCACCUGCCAUCUGCCACAGCAGCAGUUACUUUGCGUCAUGUACGUCAUAAACAGCUGCAAUUGUUGAAAACCCGAGGAAUGCCAAAUAGAAUGACCUUUCCGUGUAUUAGUCAUAAGCCAUUCUCUAUUUGCUGCUCAAAUCAGUCUUCAUGGGAACCUGCACCUAUCACUUAUGUUCCUAGUGAUAAUAUUAAAGAUAAUUUUUUGGAAGGGACAGCCAAUAUAUUUGAAACCAUGUCUUCCAGUAAACAAGCGGAAGCGGAAUCUUCAUUAACUGAGGCUGAAGGGGUCACUGAUGCAAAGAACCAGCCAACAUUGCAGCUCCAAUACCUUCAAUGGCCCAUGUGGCUUCUUGGGCCUGCCAUUCUCUUAGCCACUGGGAUGGUGCCCACUUUGUGGCUACCUAUUUCAUCAGUUGUCAUUGGUUCCAACAUAGCCAGCCUUCUUUCCUUGACUGGACUUGAUUGUAUUUACAAUCUUGGAGCAAAUCUGUUUCUCCUAUUAGCCGAUUCUUGUGCUCGUUCACCAGACAGCAAUCAAGAUUCCAGCAGCAAGCCGCCUUUUAGUUAUCAGUUAUGGAACAUGGUAGCAAAUGUUAUGGGUCUAGUCAUUCCCUUGGUAGUGCUAUUUGGUUCUCAAAACAGUGUCCUUCAGCCUCAACUUCCUUUCAUUUCUUAUGCUGUGCUCUUGGGUCCAUAUCUUCUGCUUCUAUCAAUACAGAUACUCACAGAGAUGCUAACAUGGCAUUGGAAGUCACCAGUAUGGUUGGUGACACCGGUAGUCUAUGAAGCUUAUCGUGUGUUACAACUAAUGAGAGGGUUAAAGCUCAGUGCAGAACUCAGUGCACCAGCAUGGAUGCUGCAUACCAUUAGGGGAUUAGUCUGCUGGUGGGUUCUCAUUCUUGGCAUGCAGCUCAUGAGGGUCGCUUGGUAUGCUGGUUUCACUGCUCGGGCUCAUCAGAAACUGCUGCAUGCCUUGCCUGACGCUGAUUAGGUCCAAGUGAUGCCACUUCCAUUUCGGUUUUACAGAAAAUAGCUGUAUAUGGAAUUCAGUUAGUACAGACUUCUUUGCUUUCCCCCCUUUCCUUCCUGUUACUACUGUUAUACAUAAGAAGUUGUCCUUCAAAGAUUACAACUAUGAUGUGUUACCAGAAAAGAAAUACUAAAAUAGUGUAUACAACUAGAUAUUUUUAGUUAAAGAUGCUUGCAGAUUCUCUCUA
Molecule: messenger RNA, 1670 nt
Organism: Capsicum annuum
Lineage: Eukaryota; Viridiplantae; Streptophyta; Magnoliopsida; Solanales; Solanaceae
Exons: 2
Coding region: 437-1444 (335 amino acids)
Source: RefSeq, a predicted model, not a curated record